Molecule: messenger RNA, 596 nt
Organism: Colletotrichum godetiae
Lineage: Eukaryota; Fungi; Ascomycota; Sordariomycetes; Glomerellales; Glomerellaceae
Exons: 2
Coding region: 135-377 (80 amino acids)
Source: RefSeq, a predicted model, not a curated record
AGCUACCCCUCUUCUCCUCCCAUCUCGCUCACAUUGUUCUAUAUACAAAAUAAAAUCGACAACCAUUCACUGCACUGGACCAUUUGAGCGACUAACUAAAGUGCGUUGGAUAAUCAUCUCGCACGACGACAAUCAUGGCACCUUCAGCGACAGAAAGGGCGCAAGCCAAGUUUUUUGCUGUCCUCGAGGAUCCUCGACGUUAUGACUCCUCAAACUCCAAGAACAGGGUUAUGAUAACGCGAACACCGUCCAGCGGUUCCGACUUGACCAACAACAUGACUGGUCGACGAGGCAGCGCGAGCAGUCAGGGUUCAGCCACCGACCAGCAUCAUCUUCGAAAUAGACUCAAGAACUGGCUCUAUCCCGGGGCAGUCUGACUCCAGUCGUCGACUUUUCGAAAUGCUACAUACAGGUCUCUUUACUUAUCGGAGACGCCAGACUGGAAAUUCGUCUCUUCUUGAUCGUGGAUUGAGGUUUCCAUUUGAUUUUCGGGUUUCGGGGAUUACGGGGGCAGUGCGCGAUAUCUUGAAUCUGAUCUCGUUCAAGACUGUUUCGAUACUUCUGGUAUUUCGGAAUGUAACCCUUCGUCUAAUUAC